This is a messenger RNA of Alosa alosa (allis shad), 2649 nucleotides long. Its product is annotated as protocadherin alpha-1-like. Gene Ontology annotation, cellular component: plasma membrane. Gene Ontology annotation, molecular function: calcium ion binding. The transcript is spliced from 2 exons. Lineage: Eukaryota; Metazoa; Chordata; Actinopteri; Clupeiformes; Clupeidae. The record is from RefSeq and is a predicted model, not a curated record. The coding region runs from base 101 to 2539 and encodes 812 amino acids. Gene Ontology annotation, biological process: homophilic cell-cell adhesion.
GUUACUGUGAGCUUGUCCCGAUUGCGCAUCACCUCUACGAAUUAAUUCACGUGUAACUGUUAGAUAUUCCACACUGCCAGGAUUCUAUGACUGAACAACAAUGGAUGCAUCCAAAACAAGGGAACGUUUUUGCACUGCGUGUCUCUUUUGGAUAGCUCUUUGUCUUCGCAAAGGAAUGUCGGCGCAAAUUACUUACUCCAUAGCAGAGGAGGUAAGCCCAGGGACAUUUGUUGGAAAUUUAGCGAAGGAUCUGAACUUGAAAGUGUCUGAAUUGGAGGGACGCCUGCUUCACAUCGUCUCCGGCUCAGCAAUUAAACAUUUUGAAGUGAAUUUACAAACCGGUGCCCUUCUCGUCAGUCAAAGGAUAGACAGAGAACAUAUUUGCUCCUCUAGUCCUGUGUGCAUAGAAAGCCUGGAGGCAAUAGUUAAUAACCCGUUGAGAAUGUACAGUGUGGAGAUAAAAAUACUUGACAUGAACGACAAUGCACCCGUUUUCCCUGGGAGAUCUCAACAUAUUAAGCUAGCGGAGUCUACCUUUAUAGGUGCCAAAUUCCCAUUGCUCGGCGCUGAUGAUCCGGAUGUUGGCAGCAACACUGUUCAAUCCUAUAAACUGUCUUCGAAUACAUUUUUCAAGUUAGAGCUACAUAAGGAGGCCGACCAAGGCCCCUCUGCGGAGUUAAUGCUGCACAAAGCGCUGGAUCGGGAAAAACAAGCUGCAAUAAAUCUAAUCUUGACUGCUGUCGAUGGCGGAAAUCCGCCCAGGUCUGGGACAACUGAACUAAUCAUAGAUGUCUUAGAUGCCAAUGAUAACGCACCUGAGUUCUCUAAAUCCGUCUAUAAGGUUCAGGUGUCUGAAAACACACCUAUUGGUACACCUGUUCUUACCGUCACUGCAUCAGAUGCCGACGAAGGUGUAAAUGGUGAGCUAAUUUACAGAUUUAAACAGGGCCAGAGGGGAAUAUUUGAGAAAUUUGCAAUAAAUCAAAGCACUGGUGUAAUCACAACACUCGGGAAACUGGACUAUGAGGAGACGGGUGCUUAUGAGCUACGAGUGGAGGCCCACGAUCGUGGCCACACACCUCUCGCAUCACACUGUAAAGUUCUGGUGGAGAUCCUUGAUGUGAAUGACAACCCACCCGAUAUCAAACUCUCCUCCCUUUUGGAGAACGUGAGGGAGGACGCAAAGAAAGGCACUGCAAUAGCCCUGAUCACGGUUCAAGAUCGAGACGGGGGAAAAAACGGACAUGUACACUGCUCCAUCCCCGAUGGCAUACCCUUCCUGUUGGAAUCAUCCCAAGGGAAGUACUACUCUCUUGUGCUUGGGGGGACACUGGACAGGGAAACGAACUCUGAAUAUAACAUCACAGUCACAGCAACAGAUGAGGGAACGCCUCCUCUCACAAGCACAAGUUGUGUAGUUGUACAUGUUUCAGAUGUAAAUGACAAUGCUCCGCACUUUCCAGAAAAUGUUAUUAACGUUUAUGUGAGAGAGAAUACUCCUGUAGGAACGAGUAUUUUAAGCUUGACAGCAUAUGACCUUGAUGCAAAUGAAAACGCUCAGGUGACAUACUCUCUUUUGGAAAACAAUGUCAAUGGAAUGUCUGUGUAUAAUAUCGUUGCCAUUAAUUCGGUAACAGGCGAGGUAAACACUAUGCUAUCUUUCAAUUAUGAAGAAAUGAAACAAUGGAGUUUUCAAGUGCAGGCAAAGGACGCAGGCAUUCCCCCGCUGAAUAGCAACGCCACUGUUAACAUAUGUAUACUGGAUGAAAAUGACAACAGCCCUGUCUUUCUCCCGCCUUAUUCUGACCAAGGCUCCGUGAACUCUGAGAGCAUCCCCUACUCUGCUGAAGCGGGCUACUUUGUGGCCAAGAUCAGGGCUGUGGACGCGGACUCUGGCUACAACGCGCUGCUCUCUUAUCACAUCUCUGAAGCCAAAGGCACGAACCUAUUCCGAAUCGGAACCAGUUCUGGAGAAAUAAGGACAAAGAGGCGAAUGAGUGACAAUGAUCUAAAAACACACCCGCUGAUAAUCACCGUCUCUGAUCAGGGGGAGCCUUCUCUGUCUGUGACUGUAUCUGUAGAAAUUGUAGUUGUUGAGAGUACAGGAGACGCACAAUUUACUUUUAAAACAAUUCCUCUCAAAGAGGAAACCUUAUCUGACCUUAAUCUCUAUCUGCUCAUCGCCAUUGCCUCAGUAUCAGCCAUAUUCCUCAUCAGUCUCAUCACUUUAAUAGCAGUGAAAUGCCACAGGACUGAUGGUAUUUUCAGUAGCUGCAGCGCCCCCAUGAUCACCACUCACCCAGACGGGAGCUGGUCUUACUCUAAAACUACUCAGCAGUAUGACGUGUGUUUUAGCUCAGACACACUGAAGAGUGACGUGGUGGUGUUCCCAUCACGGUUUCCGCCUGCAGACGCGGAGCUCAUCAGCAUUGACGGAGCAGACACUUGUAAACGGACACAAACUCUUCCCAGUACAACAAAGAUGAAAAUGACAACAGCCCUGUUAUUCUCCCGCCGUAUUCUGACCAAGAUUCCGUGAACUCUGAGAACAUCCCCUACUCUGCUGAAGCGGGCUACUUUGUGGCCAAGAUCAGGGCUGUGGACGCUGACUCUGGCUACAAUGCGCUUCUCUCUUAUCACAUCUCUGAA